AUGGAUUUUAAAUGGAAAAGAAUACAUAUCUAAAUAUAGAAUUGAAUGUUGCCAAAUAAGAUGUGCAAAGAUUAUUUUUAUUGACAACAUAUCAAGCACAAAAGCGUAUGCCACAGUUCAUCCAUUAUUACCAUUUACAAUAUGAAAACUUUUUUCUCAUUUGCAUCAGACAUGGCAGUACUAUUGAAUUCUGUAGUUGCUGUAAAAACUGACACAACAGUACCGUCACAACCAAGAGAAUUAAAAGCGAUCAUCAUGUCACCCAGUCAUGUAAAAUUGAUUUCGAAAAAUUCACUUCAUAUUAAUGGUAUUUUAAAACAAUAUCUGGUUACCCUGAAGGGAUUAAAGACAUACAACUCAUCCUUUUUACAUCAAAAAACUAUUGCCAUCAACUGUACACACUUUGAUAUACAAAAUGUUUAUCCAGGAACAACCUACUUUUUUAAUGUCAAAACAGAAAACAAUGCUUUCGUAGGACCUGCUUCCAAUAUAACAACUACAGUUACUCCAUAUGACAAGCCCAAUGCGCCACCCAUAACUGUAGAAAAGCUCGGAAUGCAAGAAACUGUUUUGACAUUGAAUUCAGCGUCAGAUGAAACUGGACCAAUACGUUUCUACCAACUAACCAUUAAAAAAUACUGGAAAUUAGACUGUUCAUAUGGAUUAAACAAUACCACAUUAAUGAUUGAAACAGCAUCCACCCAUGUGCCUCUAAAUGUCGACAUAUACAAAGGUGUUGAAGAUGUUACUAUUGCUGGUACGAUUAGAAAGUUCUCCCUCACAGAAACAUAUCUGUUUUGCUGGAGGGCAGUUUUAAAUGAAACAGUAAGCUUUUGGUUAUAUGGGUCGAAACCUACCUGCCCUUGGUUAAAGUUCUGUUCAUCUUUUCAAAUGUGUUGUGUCCUUUUUAUUUUUUUUAUAUUUUUUUUAAUUAAUUCCUUGUAAAAAGGGAGAAUUGUGCUUUUAGAGGCAUGUUCUCUAGAGGAGUACAACCUCUAGCUUAUUUCCAAAGACCUAACAGGUUGAGUUCAUCAUUGCGGUGGCUUGCCACCUCUUUGUAAAUUAUUUUCUUAUAUUUAUAAACUAGUCGAUAGAGCCCAUGGAAAAAUUCACUUAGACAGGAGAACAAUGACAAAGAGAACCGUCACUGGAAUUUUAAUGAUGUCAGCAAAAACCCAUCAAAGGAUUUUUCUUAGAAAUUCUUUCACUUGUUGCCUCUAUUGUGUAGAGCUUGAAUAGCUAAUCAAAAUAAUGUAUAGGAUGAUAUGUGUUUGACAGACGCCUUCAUCGUAUAGAUCUUGAAACGCUGAUCAAGUAAAUGUAUAGGAUCAUGUAUCUUUGACAGAGAUAUUAGGGUUUAAAGGUUUUUUGAUUACUUCAUUAACCCGUCCAUUCUGAAACGGAUUUGGGUACCUAGGUUUGGAAAAUCUACCCAAAUUGGUCCCAGGGGGUCCCUAGUAACCCAUGCAGUGAAAAAUCACUGACAUCACUUCCUCGUUUCUAAGUUAUGUGGCCUCAAAGUUUUAAGUACACUGUGAUGGCUUCAUAAAUUUAAUAUAAGAUAUGGAUGUUCAAGUAAUGUUAUUGACGUCGUGCCGUAACGUCAGAAAAUUUAACAUUUGAGACAUCAGUUCUUCGGCUACAUCAAAGAAAAAUGAACACAUCCACCUUGCCUGUUACAGACAGACACACUCUCUGUAUAAUUAUAAGAGAUUCAGGUGAAACAUAUGUUGCAAGUUGGUUAACUGCGGUAUGAAUGGUAAAAAAACUAAAAAAAAAUAUAAAUUUCUUAGCCACUACAAGUAUAAACUAAUUGUCCUCUAUACUAAAUAAAUACUGGCUACUCAAAGCCUUUUUUUCUUUGAAUUUUGGCAAGUAUACCAUUUCCAACUUGUCAAUCUAAAAACACAUUUUGCUAUGCAAGUUUUUUUUCAAUGGCGUGGCCAAGAAAAUUUUUGUAUCGUUUUCCAGAAAGUUUCCCUGUUAUUUGUGCCUUAUAAAGCUCAAAAAGUUAUAAGAGACCAAUUAAAAAAGAUGAAUUUUUGCACAGUGAUGCUUAUUGAUAAAAAACACAUUUAUGCAAACACAAGUGAAAAGCCUGUCUUGAACAGAACAGAAGCUGUACGAAUUUGAAACUUUUAUGACGAACUAGGCAUUAAC
This is a messenger RNA of Hydractinia symbiolongicarpus, 2160 nucleotides long. Its product is annotated as receptor-type tyrosine-protein phosphatase kappa-like. Bases 142 to 945 code for a protein of 267 amino acids. Gene Ontology annotation, molecular function: protein binding. The record is from RefSeq and is a predicted model, not a curated record. The transcript is spliced from 6 exons. Lineage: Eukaryota; Metazoa; Cnidaria; Hydrozoa; Anthoathecata; Hydractiniidae.